AUGGAUCCCCGUGGACCGCAACGGGGACCACCCCCUUUACCAGCCCGUAGAGUGUUCCACAGACAAGAUGCAAAUGACAUCGCCACGACGUUGACAGACGCUGAAUUUGCCAAUCAUGUGUACGAAGAAAUUGACAUUAUUGCGGAAAAUAAAGAAUCCUUGAAGAACAACUUACUCCAUUCGAAAUCCCAGUCCGACCCACAGGCUGACGGCCGACAAGGUCCUAAAAGUGCGCAGCCAGGAACACGCAGGCCUCCCCAACCUCUACGUGCCGCCCCUCCGGUCCGGAGUGCAAGUGCGCCAAGCGGACAGGACCACAUUUCCCCACCCAUCCCGCCCAGGAAACACGUACCUCUUGGCCACAACAAAACCAGGUUCUCCUGUGAUCUGACUGUUCCUGUCCACAAACUGACCCGCUCCAACACACAACCAGAUGACCUGGAUAAAUGGGAAAUCAAACUAACAGAUACGCCUGAAGGCAGCACCACAGUGAUGGCUUCAUUCUGUCAAGCCACAUCCAAUCUGAUGUCGCACUGCAAGCACACACAAAGAGCUCACAACUCAGGGGUGGUGUCUGCUCGAGUGUCACCCAUCCAUCCUGCGCUGCUGCAGGAGGUCGAGGUGACUGUCAGCGUGGCAACCAAAUACAAAACUCACCAGCUUCCAAUCCCAACUGCAGUGAAUAGGACGGUGCAAAGUUUAAUCGAUGAGAUCUUCCAGCUGCUGGAGCUCACUCGCAAAACCCACGGCCAUUACGUUCUCAAGUUGUGCAACUCUGAGGAGUAUCUCCACAAUGAAGAGCUGCUGGGUCUGCACGAGGUCGUUCAAACUCACUGCAAGUUCAACGUGGACCUCCCCCUUCGGCUGCUCCACUCCAGCAACCUGAAACACAGUUUGGCCAGGGAUGAGGAUGACGAUAAACUCUCGAGUCACCUUUAUGAGCUGGUGCGGCCCGUAUCCGUCUUCAACACGUGCAAGUUGAGUCUCCAGAAUGUGCUUAUGAGCUACAACAGGGAGGAGGCCAUGCUGAUGAGAAGCAAAUCGAAGAUGAACGUCAACGUCCUGGUGGCCCACGUUCGUACUAUUACUGAUCUCCUGUGUGGCGUCUCAAGCGGGGAGCUGGAAGACGCCAUUGGCCGGAUCAACAGAGUCAACCCCACAUCUCUGAUUCAUGAGGAGAUGUUGGAAUGCGAGAGCGCCAUGGAGGUGCUGCACAAGUCCCUUCUGAAAGUCAUGCAGAACUUUUUUGACAACUUCCUGUCCAACUUCAGAACUCAAGACAUUGCCAGCAAACCUCUGAGCAGUGAUGUGGAGCGCAACAGUGAACUCUUACAGUUCAACGUGGCCGCCCUCUAUAAACUAUUACCCAGCUGGGUGACCACGUAUGACUGCUUUUCUAUUUCCUGUGAGCUGACGUAUGGGGAGACGCAGCUUUGCUCACCCGCGGUUUCUGAAAACAUCAGCACAGCUUUGGCCUUUGAAAAGAAAAUACGUUGUAACCGCAUGAUGGCGUUUCCUGUCCCGGUAAAGCAGUUGCCCUACGAAUGCAUGCUGACCUUCCAGCUGAUGGGCUCAAAGCGAGGAAAGAGUCCCGAGCUGCUGGCCUGGGCUGUUCUACCACUUUACAGCAACAGAACCCUGGUAAGAGGGACCAUCCUGCUCGCCUUGUCUAUGUUGGCCAUGCUGUCUUCGCCCCCGUCCCCAGCCCUCUUUGACAGCCACAGGCAAACAGUGGGGGUCAUCCUGCAGCUUGAGUUUCCCGAUGAGGUGAAGUGGACAUAUAAGAGGCCUGUCGCGCUGCCGGGGUCCUUUAUGUUCUCCUCGCCUUGUGAAGAUCUGGAAAAAAAAAUGUUACAGGUGUCGAAGAAGAUGUGCCUUUGCUUUCUGUCAGAAAACGAGAAGAACUUCCUGUGGAGUAAACGUCACAGCGGUGACAAAGCAAGUACCUUCCUCCAUCUGGUCUUGGGUGGAGCCCCUAAGUGGCAAGCUGAGGACCUCACAGAGAUCUACACAGUUCUGGACCGCUGGGCUAUCCAUCUUCCCGAGGAGGCGCUCUUCCUGCUCACUGAUAAUUUUCCAGACCAGACUGUGCGCAAAACCGCUGUGGAGUAUUUUAAACAAAUUCCCGAUGACGACUUGGAGCAGUUUUUGCCACAGUUGGUCCAGGCUCUGAAGAGUGAAUGGGAAUUGGAUGGACCUCUGGUCAUGUUGUUGCUGGAGAGAUCACUAAAGAAAAUUCGGAUUGCCCAUCAACUUUUCUGGUUGCUGGAGGAUGCUUGCACAGAGCCGCACUACAAGAGCUGGUUCAGUAAGGUGCACGCGGCCCUGCGCUUCUGCUGCGGCCGAGCGCUGAGGGAGGAGCUGGAUAAAGAGACCCGUUUGCUCUCGGCACUCGUCCAGGUGGCGGAGAAAGUCCGGACGUCGGACAAGACGCGACGGAAGGCUGUGCUGAACAAGGAAAAGGGGAAGAUUGAGGAAUUCUUCAGUGAUCGGGGAAGUUGCUGUCUACCAUUAGAUGUUGGCGUCCGUGUCAAGGGGGUUGACCUCGAUGCCUGUAAGUUUUACAACUCCAAUACCUCUCCUCUGGGUGUGUCGUUUGUUUGCACUGACCCGCUGGCUAAGAACUUCACUCUGAUCUGCAAGACAGGAGAUAGCCUGCGCCAGGACAUGCUAGUACUGCAGAUGGUCCGUAUGAUGGACAGGGUGUGGCUCCAAGAAGGCCUGGACUUGCGAAUGGUCACCUACAGAUGUCUUUCUACUGGCGCAACUCAAGGCCUCAUAGAAGUGGUUCCCGAGGCAGUGACGCUGGGGAAGAUCCAGCAGGAGUGGGGUCUGGGUGGGACCCUUCGACAAGACACCCUGGAGAAAUGGUUUCACAUGUGGAAUAAAACAAAGGAGGACUAUGAAAAAGCUGUGAUGAACUUCAUUCACUCAUGUGCGGGUUGGUGCGUGGUCACCUUCAUCCUGGGGAUCUGCGACCGCCACAAUGAUAACAUCAUGUUGAAGCACAGUGGCCACAUGUUCCACAUCGACUUUGGCAAGAUCAUGGGCAAUGCACAGAAAAUCGCAAACUUUAAAAGGGACCGAUCACCGUUCAUCUUCACCUCGGAGAUGCAGCACUUCAUCACAGGAGGUGGGCAGAAGCCUCAGCGCUUGCAUCGCUUUGUGGAACUUUGCUGUGAAGCUUACAAUUUCAUCAGACACAGAUCUGCCCUCGUACUCAGCCUGCUGGAGCUAAUGACCAACGGAGGAAUGCCCGAACUGAAGGACCGUAAUGAUCUGCAUUACGUCCAGAGAAACCUCAGACCUCAUGACACUGACCUGGAAGCCACGUCGUACUUUACAAAGAAGAUCAAGGAGAGCAUGGGUUCUGUUGCAGUCAAGUUGAACUUCCUCACACAUAGCAUGGCCCAAGGGAAGAAGCAGACAGCAUCGAUCCGUGAUGGGAUUCCUGCUCCCAGCACCAACAUUCAAGAUGCUGUCAUCCAGGACUUUUCUAUCAAGGACAAAGUUGCGAUCUUUGACCUGAGAGUGACUAUUGAUGAUGGAUUUUGGUAUAACAAAAUGACAUUUGAAGAUUUUGAGCUGAUCCACAAACAGCUGCAGAAACACUUCAUAGAAUCUGCGAUGCCUCAGUUUCCGUGUUGGUAUAUGAUGUCAUUCACCCCCAGCAGGAAGAUGUCUCUGUUGAAUAAAUACCUCAAACAGCUUUUUGAAGGACCUUGCAAGGGUAAUGAAUUUGUGUGCAGUUUGUUCUUGGAUGGGCCAAAAAUGGUUAAGGAAAUUGUGGGAAAAGGAGCCUGUCCCCAAAUCCAGCUGUAUAUAACUUACAAGGAACGAAAGCUCUCUGUUUUGGUUAAACACCUCAAGAACAUUAAAAUGCCCAAUGGCUCCAACCCUGAUGCCUACGUGGUAACGUGUCUGAGACCGGACCCCCAGCAGAAGUCCAAGAGAAAGACUAAAGUGGUGCGGAAUAAUGACAACCCCACCUUCAAUGAACUGCUGGAGUACGCAAACGUCCCCCUCCUGUAUGGGAUGGUGCUGGAGGUGAGCGUGAAGAGCAAAAAGACGUUUGUAGCUGCCACCAACAUUAAACUGGAAGAGGAGCUGCUCAACAAGGAGACUUGGUUGGCACUGGGAAACUCGGCACUUUGACCUCACUUGC
Messenger RNA from Syngnathoides biaculeatus (alligator pipefish), 4165 nucleotides. It is a transcript of the gene pik3c2g, whose product is annotated as phosphatidylinositol-4-phosphate 3-kinase catalytic subunit type 2 gamma. Gene Ontology annotation, biological process: phosphatidylinositol-mediated signaling; phosphatidylinositol 3-kinase/protein kinase B signal transduction; cell migration. The record is from RefSeq and is a predicted model, not a curated record. Gene Ontology annotation, molecular function: 1-phosphatidylinositol-3-kinase activity; phosphatidylinositol binding; 1-phosphatidylinositol-4-phosphate 3-kinase activity. Gene Ontology annotation, cellular component: plasma membrane; phosphatidylinositol 3-kinase complex; cytoplasm. Lineage: Eukaryota; Metazoa; Chordata; Actinopteri; Syngnathiformes; Syngnathidae. The transcript is spliced from 32 exons. Bases 1 to 4155 code for a protein of 1384 amino acids.